Messenger RNA from Danaus plexippus (monarch butterfly), 1059 nucleotides. RefSeq names its product large ribosomal subunit protein bL28m (gene mRpL28). Lineage: Eukaryota; Metazoa; Arthropoda; Insecta; Lepidoptera; Nymphalidae. Bases 139 to 984 code for a protein of 281 amino acids. The record is from RefSeq and is a predicted model, not a curated record. Gene Ontology annotation, cellular component: mitochondrial large ribosomal subunit. The transcript has 5 exons. Gene Ontology annotation, molecular function: structural constituent of ribosome.
UUUACGAUUUUUAAAAUUCGACAACACUAAUAACCUUUCAUGCUACAGUAUUUUGACAGAAAUUUGGGAAAAUAAAUUAUCUCUUAUUUAAUUGAAAGUAUUUUUUAUAGUUUAUGUGGUUCCUAUUAAACUAAAUAGAUGGCUUCAUCUCGCAUUCAGGCAACAGUACGCCAGCUGUCCAAAACUUACAAGAAGAAAACGAGAUUUGAAAUCGGUAUAGCUACAGAAUUACCUACCGCUUAUAAGAAGUUUUGGCGAGAAUGGAAAGUACUGAAGCCAGCUGCGGUGCAUUUUAUUCCACAAGAGAGCAAGUGGAAGCGGGAUGAUAUUACUGGUGAAACGUUGCCCGUUCAGAACAUCCCGUUACCAUUAAAGUACCCAGCGGAGAUUCAUGAGGGAAUAUGGGGUGGCGAGGCUGUUAUUAAAGGUUUCCAAAAGCGGGAUCCGAACAGACGCAGAGUUCCCCACUACUGGGUGCCUGUCCUAAAGAGGACUGUAGUCAAAUCUGAAGUUCUGAACACACAUUUAUCAGUCACUGUCACCGAUAGAACCAUUAAAUUAAUCAAUGACCACUAUGGAUUUGACCAUUAUCUGCUUAAGACGCCCGCCUGUGAUCUGGUCUCCAUGCUAGCAUUGAAACUUAAGAAACAAAUACUUACCGAACUCAUGAACGGAUGCCCUAGACAUGCUAACAAUCCAGAGAAACAAAAAAGUGUUUAUGAGGAAUAUAAGACCUAUUUAUCUUCGUACACACCCGAGGAAAUAGAAUGGUAUGGUCUCACUUGGUACGAAGCGCUCAACAAAGUCGCUAAACUGAAGGAGGCCGCAAAUAAACCGGUGCCUUUGAAACAUAUGUACAGGAAAAAACUUAUAGAGAACCUGCAAGCUAAAGAGAGCCAGAAUGAUACCAGCACUUCGGAUAUAGCAUCCACGACCUCCUGGCUAGCCAAAAUGAACCCGUUCGGCAAGAAGGAUGAAGCAUAGUGUACAAGUCUUAUGGCAAAAUUGUUGUGUUAUAGAAAAUGUAUCGUUGAAAUGAUUAGAUAGUUCUAACUGACA